This is a messenger RNA of Chanos chanos (milkfish), 1077 nucleotides long. RefSeq names its product osteoclastogenesis associated transmembrane protein 1 (gene ostm1). The record is from RefSeq and is a predicted model, not a curated record. The coding region runs from base 17 to 928 and encodes 303 amino acids. Lineage: Eukaryota; Metazoa; Chordata; Actinopteri; Gonorynchiformes; Chanidae. Gene Ontology annotation, cellular component: cytosol. The transcript has 6 exons.
CCUCACUGAUAAAAAAAUGGGAUCUUUUGAGAAAUGCAGAUUUGUUUUGAUGUUAAUUUGCAUGUUUUUUGGAAGUGUACCCACACGUGCAUCUGCGUCAUCUGCAGAGUUAAACGGGGACAGUGAUUUGAAGACCCCCAUUUCAACCGCGUCUAAUCCGGACAGUUUAAUCUAUUCCCCUUUUCUAAACCUCGCUGCUGCAUUUCCCCAGGAUUUAGAAGUCAGCGACUAUUGUCUGGACCUUCUGCGUGUCUUUGGCCAACGAUACGUAGCCUAUGUUAAUUGCCUUGUUUCCUCUGCGCGUCCGGUUAAAGUCUGCCAAAACUGUUACUCAGACUACAACGAUCUAGUGAACAUCUACAAUAAUAUAUCAUCGGACCAGAUGGGUUCGGUGAACGUCAGUUGCCGUCGCAGCCUGAUGGAAUCUGAUCGGUUGAUGCUACUGUACAAGCUCUUCACUAAUCUCGGAGGCCUGUGGAAAGAUUCGCUGUGCACCCAGUGUCUUAGCCGAGAUUUGAAGAGUCUGUCGAAUGACACCCUUUUCUACUUGUCCACUCUUAACCGAACUCUCCAGUGCUUUGAGAAAUACAAGCAGGGGAAUCAAUCUGAGCUGUGUAAGGAGUGUAAGGCCAUUUAUAAAGAACUGAAUGAGGUCUAUAGCACCAUGGAGCAGAACUCCAAACUCUGCAUUGACAUCGAGGACGCUAUGAACGUGACGCGACAGUCAUGGAGUAAGAUGUACAACUGCUCGUACUCCCGUGAGGAGACCGUCCCGGUCAUCGCCGUGUCCAGCUUCAUGAUCUUCCUGCCGGUCAUCUUCUACCUGAGCAGCUUCCUACACUCCGAACAGAAGAAACGCAAACUCAUACACCCCAAGAGAGCCAAGUCAUCUCAGAGUUUCAUGAACAUCCAGGACAAAUUCAGCUGAUCGAAGAGGAGGAAGAGGAGGAAAGAGGAAGAGAUGUAGAGUUGUGGGGAGGAAAAAAAAGGAGGAGGUUUGUCUUACAGUGUCCUUCCCUGCAGUGUUCAGAUGGUGCUGGUUUUUUUUUUUUUUUUUUUGCUAAAGUGUGUGUGUCC